AUGCCACUCAUCCUCCUCUGCGGCUAUCCAUGUUCUGGAAAGUCGACAGUGGCUUCGCUGCUGGCAGGAUGUCUGCAAACCCAGCGUCCCGAUUGCCAAAUUGAGGUGGUGAGCGAAGAAUCCAUAGCUGGUGUUCAGCCUGUCGCUGCCGCCGCCACCGCUACCAUUGAUCCGCGAGUCGCCAUCUACACGGAUGCAAAUUUGGAGAAACAGUUUCGGGCUGAGAUUAAGUCAAAGGCAAGUGGGAACCCUCACUUAACGCACUUUUCUCCUCUGCCUUCCCACACGGAGCGAGCUCUGACGGGUAAGAAGCCCAGCAACACUGUUGUCAUUGUGGAUGCCAACAACUACAUAAAGGGCUAUCGUUAUGAGCUCUACUGCACGGCCAAGUCGAUGCGGCACCAGCAGGCAAUCCUUCACUGCACCACUGGUCUGGAUAGAUGUCGUGAAAUAAAUGCUAAGGCAUACUCCCCUACUCAACAUUUGUAUUUCUACCUGGAACUUCCCAAUCUUCCCGAGGCUGAGAAGGCUGUACUGGGUCGCUAUCCGGAGGCAGUCUUCUCCGAACUGGUCACUCGUUUCGAAAGGCCAAAUCCUUCUUCCCGUUGGGACAAUCCCCUCUACGAGCUCUGCCUUCCCGAAGACUUGGAGCAAGAGGAGGGCAGCAGCCAAGAGCUGCGGACCCUUGUUGAUCAACUGACUGCCCGGAUUUUAGGUGAACUUCUCUCCUCGGGUACCAAAGUGCGGCCUAAUCAGUCCACAGUGCCCGCACAGUCGGCUGGAUCAAACUAUUUGCAGGUAAUACCUUCUGCCCUUUAG
Dibothriocephalus latus is the source of this 819-nucleotide messenger RNA. Lineage: Eukaryota; Metazoa; Platyhelminthes; Cestoda; Diphyllobothriidea; Diphyllobothriidae. The record is from the annotation of a GenBank genome assembly.